GUAGUCCAGAAGAGCCGGUCGGGGAGGGAGGAAGGAGGCAAGAUGGUGUUGGAAAGCACUAUGGUGUGUGUUGAUAACAGCGAGUACAUGCGGAAUGGGGAUUUCCUGCCCACACGGCUACAGGCCCAGCAGGAUGCAGUCAACAUAGUAUGUCACUCCAAGACACGCAGCAACCCUGAGAACAACGUGGGACUCAUCACAUUGGCCAAUGACUGUGAGGUACUUACUACACUAACCCCUGACACUGGCCGGAUUUUGUCCAAGCUCCACACAGUUCAACCAAAGGGCAAGAUCACCUUCUGUACUGGCAUUCGCGUUGCCCAUUUGGCUCUGAAACACAGACAGGGCAAGAAUCACAAAAUGAGGAUCAUCGCCUUUGUGGGCAGCCCAGUAGAAGACAACGAGAAGGACCUGGUGAAGCUAGCAAAGCGGCUAAAGAAAGAAAAAGUGAAUGUUGACAUUAUCAACUUUGGGGAGGAGGAGGCAAACACAGACAAACUGACAGCCUUCGUGAACACUCUAAAUGGCAAGGAUGGGACUGGUUCUCAUCUGGUGACGGUGCCUCCUGGGCCCAGCCUGGCUGAUGCCCUCAUCAGUUCUCCUAUCCUGGCUGGGGAAGGUGGUGCCAUGUUGGGGCUAGGUGCCAGCGACUUCGAGUUUGGGGUGGAUCCUAGUGCUGAUCCUGAACUGGCCCUGGCCCUUCGUGUAUCCAUGGAAGAACAGCGACAGCGGCAAGAGGAAGAGGCAAGACGGGCAGCAGCAGCCUCUGCUGCUGAGGCUGGGAUUGCCCCAUCUGGGACUGAAGAUUCAGAUGAUGCCCUAUUGAAGAUGACCAUCAGUCAGCAAGAGUUUGGUCGAAGUGGGCUUCCUGACUUAAGCAGCAUGACUGAAGAAGAACAGAUUGCAUAUGCCAUGCAGAUGUCCUUGCAGGGUGCUGAGUUUGGACAGGCAGAGUCAGGUGACAUUGAUGCCAGCUCAGCCAUGGAUACCUCUGAGCCUGCUAAGGAGGAAGACGACUAUGAUGUGAUGCAGGACCCCGAGUUCCUCCAGAGCGUCCUGGAGAACCUUCCAGGCGUGGACCCCAACAAUGAGGCCAUCCGGAAUGCCAUGGGCUCCCUAGCCUCACAGGCUGCUAAGGAUGGCAAAAAGGAGAAGAAAGAGGAAGACAAGAAGUGA
Monodelphis domestica (gray short-tailed opossum) is the source of this 1176-nucleotide messenger RNA. RefSeq names its product proteasome 26S subunit ubiquitin receptor, non-ATPase 4 (gene PSMD4). Lineage: Eukaryota; Metazoa; Chordata; Mammalia; Didelphimorphia; Didelphidae. Gene Ontology annotation, molecular function: polyubiquitin modification-dependent protein binding. The record is from RefSeq and is marked provisional. Gene Ontology annotation, cellular component: cytosol; proteasome regulatory particle, base subcomplex; nucleus. Gene Ontology annotation, biological process: proteasome-mediated ubiquitin-dependent protein catabolic process.